AUGUCUCUAUCAGGAUCCGACAGCGGCGACACUAUCUUGGUUCGUGCAGAAGACGUCCGGGAUUUCAACCCUGGCAACAUACUCCCACUACCAGCAAAAGAUCUCGCCGACAUCACAAAAUGGCUCCAGCCAACUCCAUACGACUUCGAAAGAAGCGAAUACUCUAGACAUCGUGCAUCACGUCUACUCGGGACUGGUGCUUUGCUCACAUCAACCCAAGUCUAUCAGCAGUGGCACUCCGGUGAUGAUGGAUUACUGUGA
Penicillium subrubescens is the source of this 261-nucleotide messenger RNA. RefSeq names its product ankyrin 2-3/unc44. Lineage: Eukaryota; Fungi; Ascomycota; Eurotiomycetes; Eurotiales; Aspergillaceae. The record is from RefSeq and is a predicted model, not a curated record. Bases 1 to 261 code for a protein of 86 amino acids. The transcript has a single exon.